AUGAAAGUAGGAUUUAUGGAUGGUAGCUUUCCAAUGCCAGCAGAUGAUUCACCGAUUAUAUUGAGAUGGAGAAGAGCUAAUAGCAUGGUAUGCUCCUGGAUUAAGAGUUCUAUGGCUCCAGAUCUGAUGAAUCAGUUUAUGUUCAUGCAUGAUGCAAGAAAACUCUGGAAGAGUCUUGAACAACGUUUUGAAAAACAUAGGCAUGACAGUGUUCACAUUGCUGCAACUUCUGAAAACUCAGCAAUGACGAUGCAAGAAAGUGGAAAUUCAGCAAUGUUGGCACGAUCCACAGGAUGGAAGAAGGAUUAUCAUGGAAAGAAUCAAGGACAGCAGAAUUAUCAUGGUAGGAAUCAAGGAUCAGGAGGAAUUGUGCCUUAUAAUCCUGGAAUGGUGAAGAAUGUAUCACAGUCUUAUAACAAUGGUGGUUGCACAGGAGGACCAAUGGUGAACAUGGCACAUUUCCAUGAGUUUGCAGAAGCAAUUGCAAGAUCUCAAGAAUUCUAUGCAUCUUAUAUGAUGUCUCUUAGACUGCCUAAUAGGAAUAAUGUAAACUUUCAGACUUGUAAUCAUGUUUCUGCCAUAGUACCAUUUGAUAUUCUACAUUCCAAAUUAGGACAUCCUUCUUUAGAUGUUCUGUCUCAUUUAGAUGGCUGCAUCCUUGAUUCUUUCAUUUAUCAUGGACAGAAGGCAAUCAAGAAGAAAAUGGAAAUUGCUUCUUCGCAGACUCCAGUGAAUCAGAUAGUGCAAACUGUGGAAAUGGUUAGCUUAACAGAUGCAGAUGUAGUGCUCUUCCCUUGUCUUGGCUACGUUAUGAAUGGUGUAGAUGAUUUUGAUGAUUGA
Molecule: messenger RNA, 840 nt
Organism: Oldenlandia corymbosa var. corymbosa
Lineage: Eukaryota; Viridiplantae; Streptophyta; Magnoliopsida; Gentianales; Rubiaceae
Source: the annotation of a GenBank genome assembly